AUGGUGGAGGAGGGAGGUGGCGGCGGCGCCAUGAGUUUCCUCAAGCGGUUCCCGCCGCCGGCCGAGGGCGUGCGGCACCAGCAGCAGGACACGGAGGCGGUGCUGGGGGGCCGCUCCCUGGGCUCCGGCACGCUCUAUAUCGCCGAGAGUCGCCUGACGUGGCUGGAAAACUCGGGAGUGGGCUUCUCCUUGGAUUACCCAACCAUAAGCCUCCAUGCAGUCUCCAGGGACCUGAGUGCCUACCCCUGGGAGCAUUUGUACGUCAUGGUCAAUGCCAAGUUUGAAGGGGAGGAGACAAAAGAGGCUCCCAUGGCUGAAGGGGAGGAGGAGGAGGAGGAGGACAGCGAUGACGAUGCUGAGCCAAUUGCGGAGUUCAGAUUUGUACCCAGUGACAAAUCAGCCUUGGAAGCCAUGUUUUCAGCCAUGUGUGAAUGUCAGACUCUGCACCCAGACCCAGAUGAUGAAGAUUCAGACAAUGACUACGAAGGGGAGGAGUACGACGUCGAGGCCCAUGAGCUAGAACAGGGUGACAUCCCAAGCUUUUACACGUACGAAGAAGGCUUGUCACACUUAACCGCAGAAGGCCAGGCCACUCUGGAGAGGCUGGAGGGCAUGCUGGCCCAGUCUGUCAGCAGUCAGUACAACAUGGCUGGAGUCAGGACAGAAGACUCCAUCAGGGAGUUUGAAGAUGGGAUGGAGGUGGACAUAGCACCAGUAGUUGCCGGGCAGUUUGAAGACGCCGAAGUGGAUCACUGAGCAGGGUGCUAUUCCUCCUGUGGCACUUGCAGGAUAAGCUGUAAAACAGAAGGCAUUGUGGUGACUAUCAGGAGUUAACUUUUCUUUUAAUGACCUAAGCUUAGCCAUCUAGGUCUGUAAAUGCUUUUCUAGGUGUUUAAAACCAGGGUUUGACAUUUGUGACCACUGUGAGGUUAUUGAAAACAGCGAUACAAACAAGAAAAACAGUUAAACCUCUUGCAUCUAACACUUGAAUGGGCCUAAUCAGGGGGGCAUUUCAAAGAAGCCUUUGUAGGAGUUCUAGGACUUCAGAAAUAAAAGUGAAAGUAGAACAGAAUUUUAGAUUGUCCUGGAAUUUUCUGUAUUUUUUUAUACCUGUCCAUUGGAUCUGUGGAGCAAAAUGGCCAUAGAAAUGUUACAAAGUCUGUCUAAUGGGAAAUGGGGUCUGCCCAGGAUUAAAAGCAAAGCUAAAUUUACUGCCCCUCAAGUUUCAGUGCUGUCCCUUUCAUUUCUUUGAGUGAGGAGAGUUUGGGUGAUGAGGAGGUAGAAUGCAGCCUGGAAAGUCCUGAACCAGAACUGUUUGUGUCUUUGUA
This is a messenger RNA of Indicator indicator, 1328 nucleotides long. It is a transcript of the gene CLNS1A, whose product is annotated as chloride nucleotide-sensitive channel 1A. Gene Ontology annotation, biological process: mRNA cis splicing, via spliceosome; cell volume homeostasis; chloride transport. The transcript is spliced from 7 exons. The record is from RefSeq and is a predicted model, not a curated record. Gene Ontology annotation, cellular component: spliceosomal complex; pICln-Sm protein complex; plasma membrane. NCBI's taxonomy places the organism in Eukaryota, Metazoa, Chordata, Aves, Piciformes, Indicatoridae. The coding region runs from base 1 to 756 and encodes 251 amino acids.